AUGCUGUGGAGGACAUGUCGACGGCUACUCCACGUCGUCGGUCCGACCUCGUCGACGACGACGUCGAAGCCAUCGAGUCGAACAGCCGCAGCCGCAGCCGCAGCCAUAGCCGCAGCAUCCUCUCCACGUUGUUGCCUCACCCCCUCCCCACGCCUCACCAUCGGUCCCUCCUCCCAGCUGUUCUCGACAUCCCAGCCCUCGCAAAAGUACGAAAAGAAAUCGACGCAAAAACACGACAGGCUUGCUCAGAAACGAGCGAUCAGGGCCAAGCGGAGUCUGGUGCUCGUCGACAAGCAAAAGAAGCGCAGGGAGCAUGAGAUCCACAGGUUGCAGGAGAGGGAGCAGAAGAGGGUGCGGGUCGAUGUGCGUACUUUACAACGCGAAAGAGCUCGAGCAAGCGCUGACCCAUGCUAUUCUCUCGCCGCGCCCCCUCCCUCGACUCUCAUCAGGAAUGGACAUCCGACCUACCCCCACUUGAAGAAGCUGAACUCGAAUCGAUGUACCAACAACUCAUAACAGCCACACCCGAACAACUCUUGCCCCCACCGGAAACUCAUCCGGCCAUCGCAGCUCCCAAGCCACCCCAAUUGCUCUUGUAUGAUCCGUCGAGGGAUGGAGCGCAAGGAUUGCUGAACCUUGCGGAGAGGUUGGAAGCCUUCGAGGCCGACGAGGAGGUGGACGCGCCCGAAAGAGAUCAGGAUCCUGUAUCUACCAUAAUCUCGGACUUGGCGGAGAAGCUCAGACGAAGGCGCAGCGAGAUGGGCUUACCGCGAGAACCGGAGGAGAACGCGCGAGAGGGAGCACAGGAGCUCGUUGAGAUCCCAAAAUCGGCUCCGCAAGUCCUGCUCGAUCGACUGGAGUCUUUGUUGCACGUCGGCGAAGUCGCUUCACUCCCGAGCACCGCAAUAGAUUUCGAUCAUGUUCAACCUUCGAAAGGGUUGAUACACCAAUCGGAAUGGACUGAUCUGAUCAUCACUGCCGUGAGUACUCCCUCGGAAUCCACAUUGAGCACAUUGAGCAGCCGAUUGAAUCUAUGACGUGAUCUUUUACAGGCCCAGAGCCAAGACCUAGAAAGCGUCAAGCGUGGAUUAAUCCUGAUGCAACGCAUGGCACCUCAACACGACGCACGAGCGAUGAACGAGUUGAUGAGCCUCUUCGCCGCCGAGCGUAGGCCGCGCGAUGCCCUCGAACUGGCCAACUUCGCUAAAGAGCGUGAGUCAUUCGAGCUCACCUACCCCGCAACUAAUCCACGAACUGAUGAUAUCCUCCGCACAGGCUCACUGCCCUUUUCACUCGAGUCGCAUCACCACCUACUCGCCUCCCUUUCCCCCUCCCACCCCGAGCUCGCAAUCCAACAUCUCCACUCGCUCGAAGCCUCCAACUACACCCCCUUACUCGCAACAUACACACACCUCAUCAACCGACUCCUCUCACCCAUCUCACCACCCCAUCUCAUCGCACGAGGAUGGGACCUCUACGCCCACUGUCGACUCGUCGCUCACCCCAUCCCCGACGUCGACCUCUACAACACCAUGAUCGCCGCUUGUUCGCGAGGCGCUUACCCGUCCCCUGAACGCGCCGUCGACCUCUUCCUCGAGAUGACGGAAACGAACUUGAUUGCUCCUACACCCACAACGUACAAUGCCCUCAUCCGAUCCUGCGCAAGAGAAGGUAGUCAACCAUCUUAUUUUGAAGCGUUGCGCUACCUCAAGAAGAUGUUGGACGACAACUUGCUUCCUAACCGAGGGACGUUCCAUGCGAUUUUGGAGGGGGCGAGGAGACAGGGCGAUUUGUUGAGGAGUCGAUGGGUGUUGGUUAAGAUGGUGCAGAUUGGGGGGGAGUGUAGACCGAAUGCGGAUACGUUGGCGUUGGUGUUUAGGAGUUAUAAAGGGUAUGAACCCGAGGUGAAGGAGAAGAGAGGGAUCGCUAUUGGGGGAUCGAAGCGGGCCGCGGUGGUGGGUGAGGAGAAGGAUCUGGAGGUGGAUAUCAUCAGUGCCGACGUUGGACCGAACGAAGUGAUCGACGAGACACACAAGGUCGACGCGCAACCCACCGCAACUGCAGCAGAAGAGCAACCACUCGAGGACUCGAACGUGAUUGAACUCCUCGGCGAGUCGUCCCUCUUCUACCCCGGCCCGAUCCCAACAACGCCAGAUGAGCUCGUCCUCGAGGCCCAAAACCUGUUGCUCCAAAUUGUUGAGCCUAGCGUUCUCGGGCUCUCUACAUCGCCUCGAUCAAGACCCUCGUCCUUCCCCGAUGUUCGACCCACGGCGUUCCUUCUCAACUCGUAUCUUGAACUGCUCACAGCUCAUGCUCCCCUCCCAGCCUCAGUCGACUUCUUCAACUCGGCCUAUGGACCGUCCACAGGCGUCGACAAGAACGGCUAUACGUUCGAAGUAAUGAUCAAGCGAUGCGAAACGGCGAAGAAGAGAGAGGUCGGGUUGGAAAUGGCGAGGAAGGUGUGGGAGGAAUGGAAGGUUUGGUCCGAGGAGGAUCAGGAGCGAUUGAGUGGGAGGAACAUCUCCCUUUUGUGGGGGAGUAUGAUUCGCGUUUUAGCUAGGUGGGCUUGUUUUUUCUAACCGGACAAAAAUGGUCGUUCGGGUCAUGUACUGAUAUUUCGUGUCGAUCACCCCAGAUCGUUCAAGCACGCCGAGGGUUUGGACCUCUUACAACGUUUCAUAUCGACCUACCCACCCCUAGCGCUCGUCGCCUCCGCGCGUUCCAGGGCACACCAACGACACUCCCUCCCUCCCAACCCAAACAAGAUCCAACUCUCCUCCCUCCAAUUCCCCGAAACGACCCAUCCUGCAACGAGGCACGAUCUCCCUCCUCAUUUGUUGGCCGAGGAUGUCAAGUUGUUGUAUUUGAGGUUUAGGAAUGUCGAAGAUAUGGAAGGGCUGAAAAGGAUUCAGGGGGUCGUGAAGGCUUAUAAGGAGGCGAGGCAGGAGGCGAAGAGGAUUGAGGAGGAGAGGCCGAGGAAGAAAGGGUUGAAGGGGAAAGGGGAGGGGAAAGAGCGGACGCAGUAG
Molecule: messenger RNA, 3026 nt
Organism: Microbotryum saponariae
Lineage: Eukaryota; Fungi; Basidiomycota; Microbotryomycetes; Microbotryales; Microbotryaceae
Source: the annotation of a GenBank genome assembly